AUGUUAAAAAGACCUAAAAUUCAUAUUUUUCUGGGAGCACCCAGUAUCCCAAGCCCACUGGGGGUGUUGGAGCAAAUUAGUUCAGCACCUUCAGCUGAAAAAUGGAGAGAACUCUGCUAUUUAUGUGAUACACAUUGUGGUUUUCCCAAAAAAGUCAAAGCUGCUGACCAUGUAGGGCUUCAGGCAGAGAGCAGGGGAGUCACAGCAGUUCCUGUAAAUGCUGACAGCUCUCAGCAGUCUGAACAGGAGAGAGUGAUGGCAGCAAAAGAAUAUUUGACAUCAUUUGUAUCUGUGCCAGCAACCUGUAGCAGCUCACCUAAGAAACCCGAAUGUUUAAUUCCUGCUGAUUGUCAGAUAUCUAAAGACAGAUGCAGACAUGCAAACCAGGCUGCAGAUCAACACCUUCCACACAACUUGACAGAGUCAGCUAAACAAGAGAAACCAUCACAUGGCUGUGUUGGCCUUGCUGAAAGAAGAGCAGAUCAUUCGGAAGUUAGCAACUCUGAUAUGUCUGAUUUGGUUGCCAGUACUAAGCAGAUUAACAUACAUCUAAGUUCUGUGGGACAAGGUAUUCAAUCAGAUUGUGGAAGUGAGCAUCACGAACAUCUAAAUCAAUAUCUGGAUAUGGUUUUCCCCCAAAAUCAAGACUCAAAACCCAAAGGAAAACCAAGUGAUUGUUCAGACUUUGCAGUGUCAACAGCUACUGAAUUUCUCAGUAUAAUGACUUCAAGUCAGAUGGCUGUUGUUGCACAGAAUCAGAAUGAGAUGCAGAAAAGAACCAUAAAACUGACAAAAGCAGGCAAAAAAACUGAAAAAAGGCAAUAUGAAUCCUUGGAAUUUGAUUCCGAUGUUGUAGCGUGUCUUAAUGCGGCUGAAAAUGUGUAUAAGGAAGAGUAUACAAGUUCCCUUGAACUUUUUGAUUCUGAGUAUGAUGGGGAAAAUGUUUCCUUUGAAAUUACAAAGCAAGAAGAAAAGGCUCAGGAAAAUACAAAGAAGCCUCAAGAACUUCAUGUUCAUGCUGAGCAAUUUAAAUGAAUUCAUAUUGAGCCAUUGAGCUCAGGAAUAUUGUGCUCUCAAGUAGACAGCUCUCAUAAGAGUUCUUCUAAAAGAGCCUGUAAGGAUGAGAUUCCUUUUAUAUUUUUCACUCAGGCAUUUAAAGGACAGCUGAAAUCAAAGAAAGCUAAACUGAAUUCUUCUCCAGCUGGCCCCUGGGUGAGAGUUGAACAAGAAAAGAUGACACAGUUCAAGAAACUUCAAAAGAAGCUAUCGCUCCUUAAGAAUUGCUGCUGCAAAAAUCAAAAGUACAACGUUUUGGUCACAGUAUUACAUCCUUGUCAUAUCAAAGAAAUACAGGUGAAGACUAGACCUACCUCUGCACGUAAAGUUCCUGUAGCAACAAUUUGUAGUUAUGACCAGUCCGAAGUUGAGAGAAAGGUGGUCCCUGUGGCGUGUGCUGCGUUUUGGUCCACUGUUUUCCCUGGGGAUAUUGUACUUCUCACAGAUGUAAUAAUGUAUGAGAAUCUUUGGUGUGGAGAAAUCAUGCUGCAAUCUACAUUUACCAGUCAGUUAUUGAAUCUGGGGAACUUCGCUCUCAAUCCAAAAGAAUUUUAUCCUGUAGUGGAUGGCAAUGUCCUUCAUGACUUACUGGCAUACGUGUCAUCAGAAUUUCCACACUUUGGAGAUAUUCCACAAAGACAAGUUCAGAGAUUGGAUGACGUUCAGUAUAUGCAGCUAGAUCAGCUCCAGCCAAAUAUUUUGGUUCACUCAGUCUUGAAAAUUGUGGACAUAACCAUAUUAACAGAAUCUGUCUAUAGCUACAGAGGUGGCAACCAAAGAAAAAUUAUUAUAACAGUUGAACAGAACAGAGAUCAACACUGUAAGAUGGUCCUGUGGGGAGCAGGGGCUGCCUGGUACCCUCAGCUUCAAAGGAAAAAAGAUCACAUAUGGGACUUUAAAUAUCUUCUAGUCCAGCAGAGUUCUGUCUCAGGUGACUUUGAACUACACACAACUCCAUGGUCAUCCUGUGAGUGCUUGUUUGAUGAUGACAAAAGGGCAGUUGAAUUUAAUGAGAAGUUUCAGAAAAGUAAAACAUCCCUCAUGCAGGUGACAAAGCUCUCAACACAUUUGGAGGAAAAAUGCUCAGGAGUGAUUCAAUUGAAAGCCCAUAUCUUGGAACUGAAGUUUACCAUUUCUAUGGGUCACUACAAGCAACUCGUAUUCCGUGCUGACACCUCACUGGAGUAUCUUUUGGCUUCUCUGCCUAUGAUUACUUACUCAGGUUGUGCUAUUGGUUUGGAACUACAGACAGAUGAGAACAUGAUCUACAAGCAGUGUAUCAGAUGUCUGCCAUUCAACAAAGUAAAAACAUUCUACAGACCUGCCUUGAUGACAGUAGAAGAUGAAGGAUAUGAGAUUUAUGUUCAUGUGGUGUCUGAGUUGAUGGAAAAAAUCUUCCUCAAUAUUCCAGCAGACUGGCUGAACAAAGUAGUAGUGCCCUCUUCAGAUAUAACCUACAGCACAAUAGUGGCAGAAUCUGUGAUUUGCUGGCUAGCAGAUACUGAAGCAUCCUAUUUGUUGCAAAUUAGGAGCCAUUUUGUGCUUGAUGAAAACAGCUAUCCUUUGCAAAAGGAUUUCCAUCUACUAAAUUUUCAUCCUGAUCUUUGAAUCAACGUUCUACAAUAAGUGAGUAACAGAGACCAGAGGAGCACACAGAUGGCAAACAAGAAAAAUUUAACUCUUUCAGGAAGCAAAUCACCUAAAAAUAGAAGAAAAUAUUUUUGGUUUAACUAUACAAAAAAAACCAAAACAAGAUCAAAAACAAACCCAAAAGGACUAGUAUGGAGUAUCUACUCAUUGUAUAUACUGCUACUGUAAUAUUGGUAAAUUUCAAUAAAGU
Calypte anna (Anna's hummingbird) is the source of this 2896-nucleotide messenger RNA. RefSeq names its product shieldin complex subunit 2 (gene SHLD2). Gene Ontology annotation, cellular component: site of double-strand break; nucleus. Gene Ontology annotation, biological process: regulation of double-strand break repair via homologous recombination. NCBI's taxonomy places the organism in Eukaryota, Metazoa, Chordata, Aves, Apodiformes, Trochilidae. The record is from RefSeq and is a predicted model, not a curated record.